Messenger RNA from Halichondria panicea, 1522 nucleotides. RefSeq names its product phosphatidylinositol 4-kinase type 2-beta-like. The record is from RefSeq and is a predicted model, not a curated record. Gene Ontology annotation, biological process: endosome organization; Golgi organization; phosphatidylinositol phosphate biosynthetic process. The transcript is spliced from 9 exons. Bases 55 to 1392 code for a protein of 445 amino acids. Gene Ontology annotation, cellular component: lysosomal membrane; trans-Golgi network; plasma membrane. Gene Ontology annotation, molecular function: 1-phosphatidylinositol 4-kinase activity. NCBI's taxonomy places the organism in Eukaryota, Metazoa, Porifera, Demospongiae, Suberitida, Halichondriidae.
ACGUCAUUCCACAUGUAAGGUGGAGGAGUUGUUCUGCUCUAGAAGCUCGAGUAAAUGGCAGAGUCCAGUGCUAGUGCUAAUGGACGGGUGGAGAUCCAGUUGAACAGCCUGUCAGAGUCCGAUGGAGGGAGUGCAUCAGACCGGAGCAAACGUUCCAAGUCCCCAGGCAAAAGACUACGCUCUGAGAAUAGGCCACUUAUUAAUCGGAUGAGCUCCACGGACUCCGCCUUGUAUCAUACGAACGAGUUUGAGGACCAAGAAUUUGGUGGUAUAGUGAGAGCUGCUGAGUCAGCAAUCGAGGCCAAUAUCCUCCCCCAGAUGAUCACCCAGGGGAGCAGCGGCAGCUACUUUGUUAAGGACGUGGAAAACGAGACCAUUGCAGUUUUCAAACCUAAGGAUGAAGAACCGUAUGGUCAUUUGAACCCAAAGUGGACCAAGUGGAUACACAAACUGUGCUGUCCAUGCUUUUUUGGUCGCAGCUGUAUUGUGCCUAACCAAGGUUACCUGUCCGAGGCUGGAGCGUACAUGGUGGAUGAGAAACUAGGCCUGGGUGUGGUUCCCAAGACUAAAGUGGUGUAUCUGGGGUCCGAAUCAUUCCAUUACAGAUUCAACGAUCGAUGGAAGACAAGCGUACGUCGAUUUGCCACUGAGCAAUGGCCGGACACCAUCGGCAAGAGAGUCUCCAGUGGACUACCUCUAAAGGUUGGUUCGUUCCAGUUCUUUGUCCGAGGGUACAAGGAUGCUCAGGAACAGCUGGUGGACUUUAAGGCCACUCCCCUCCCCCCUCACUUGGAGCAACAAUUUCAGCUGCAGUUUGAGCGACUCGUUGUGCUCGAUUACAUCAUUCGGAACACAGACAGAGGCAACGAUAAUUGGCUGAUCAAGUAUGAGCCGCCCUCAGGCACUGGCGCUGAUGAAGUGUUGUCAGAUGAGGAGCGCUAUAAGUUAGUGUCAGCAUCAGAAGGUGCAGCUGGCUCUGUCAAGAUAGCCGCCAUUGACAAUGGCCUCUCCUUUCCUUUCAAGCACCCUGACGAAUGGAGAGCAUAUCCGUUCUAUUGGGCAUGGUUGGACAUGGCCAAGGUUCCCUUCUCUGAUAACAUUGCCGAGUGCGUACUGGACAAUUUAAAAGAUGUUCAGUUCAUACAGUCUCUCAUCGAUGACCUCAGGGAGGUGUUCAAGAAAGACAAGGGAUUCGACGGCUCCACAUUUGACAAGCAAAUGGCAGUCAUGAGAGGCCAGAUCCUGAACCUGACUAGUGCUAUUGAGAACAAGAAGACUCCCUGGGAACUGGUCAACAUGCCGCCUGUGGUGGUAGAGUCCAUCAGACGAGGACGGACUCGACAAUUCAUUCAAAAGUUUAGAGCUAGAGCUCCUUUUUUCACUGGCUGUUGAUUGAUUCAUCUCUUUAAUAAUUUUGUAUGCAAUAUUCAAAUUCAAAUUUGUGUGUCUAUUUUUUAUAAGCAAUUCUGAUCAUGUAUUAUGUGUUUUACACACGCUGAUAAUUAAUUACCAAUGAACCUGA